ACACAUCUGAAGCACAUCCAGGACACUGGAGGUCUGGCAGAUGUGGAUUUAACUACACGGCAUGCAACUUCUGAGCGUAAGCAGCCGCCGUCUAGGGCUACAGAUCUGAUAUGACCUGUCUUAAGAUCUAGACCCGCCUGAGCCACGUUACAGAGAGGGACUUUGAGUCUUGGUCCAUCAAAGGUGAACAGCCGAGGAUCCCAGAGUUGCAGGUUAUGAAGGUUAGCCGAGUGCUACAGUUGUCCAUUUUGCUUGUGGGCCUCUGUCUGGCCCGCCACACUCCAUCGCCUGCCACACACUCCUCCACACAGGAGGCAGGUCAGGUUCCCAUGUCCCACGUGAAGAUGCUCUCGCUGGGCCUGGGUCACCUGCUCCAGGGGGUGGAGGAGAACUCUGGGCGUGUGGGGAGGCAGGUAGAGCAAGUGACAACAGAGCUGGACGGGGCUGCCAAGACUCUGGAAAAUCUUCAUAAGCAGGGUGUACAAGCAGGCAGGACUCACAGGCAGGUGAGGAAGGACCUACAGAUGCUGAGUGCCAAGGGGGACAGGCUGGAGAGGGUGGUCCAGGACCUGCAGAGGGGGCUUAGGGAUCUGGUGGCAGAGCAGGGAGCCAUGGAGCUCAGGAUGAGCCAAAUCCUCCAGAGAGUGAUGAGUGUGUCAGAGCCGGCGUCAGGGAGUCAAACACAGCUUAACAUGAGCCUUAUGAAGGUUAUUGUGGAUAAGCAGGCGAGACGGCUCGCCAGCUUGGCCUCAGAGGUUACAGCCCGAGAGAGAAUGAUUGACAGACGUCUGCAGCACAUUGAACACCUGGAAAAACAGGUGUCCAGUAUCAGAGGGGGGAAAGCGUCCCAGCAGGGUUGAGGGCAGAUUCUGACUCUGGCUGUGUCCGUUGUCUGUCAAGAGUGCAGCUGCAUCAACACGCGGAUGCAAAACAGAUCUACUUCAUCUACACUUGAAAUGAAUUUAUGAUGGCCAUGACAAGCGUAAUGUUGCUCUCACACUCAUUUAAGUAUGUGUCACAUUCAACAAAUGUGUGUCUAGAUAGUGCAAAGCAUAUCUGUCAAUUACGAAAUAUUCUGUAUUACGGUAAUUAGUGCUUUUAACAUGUGCCCAAGUUAAAAAAAAAAAAAAAAAAUGUCAUGAGUGUGUGUGUUAACAAGACAUAUUUGCAAAGCUGGUGAGAGUCACCC
Myripristis murdjan (pinecone soldierfish) is the source of this 1189-nucleotide messenger RNA. RefSeq lists its product as uncharacterized. The record is from RefSeq and is a predicted model, not a curated record. The transcript is spliced from 4 exons. Bases 216 to 860 code for a protein of 214 amino acids. NCBI's taxonomy places the organism in Eukaryota, Metazoa, Chordata, Actinopteri, Holocentriformes, Holocentridae.